Molecule: messenger RNA, 282 nt
Organism: Microthlaspi erraticum
Lineage: Eukaryota; Viridiplantae; Streptophyta; Magnoliopsida; Brassicales; Brassicaceae
Source: the annotation of a GenBank genome assembly
AUGUACAUGAUGAGGAAAAAUGAGAUGAGAAUGAAUGAGACGGUGCAAAAUGGGACAAGGCGGAAACGAGAAGGAAUAAACAGGACGGGACAUAACGAGGCCAAAAUUAUACCCGACAAGGCAGAACGAGACGGGAAGAAAGGGAUGGGGCAAUACGAGACGGGAAAAAACAGAACGAGGAGGAACGGGAGGGAAAUAGGACAGGGAGGAACGAGAUGGGAAAUAGAACGGGAUAGGAGGAUGGGACUAGACGGGAUGGAUAUGACGGAAAGGACGGGAUGA